Molecule: messenger RNA, 1278 nt
Organism: Dentiscutata heterogama
Lineage: Eukaryota; Fungi; Glomeromycota; Glomeromycetes; Diversisporales; Gigasporaceae
Source: the annotation of a GenBank genome assembly
AUGUCGAAUAAUACUAAUGCGACCGCUACACCAGCAGCAACACCAUCACCAUUUAACAAUGGUGAUAUUGCUUGGACCUUAGCAUCUACAGCAUUGGUGUUCAUUAUGAUUCCAGGAGUAGGAUAUUUCUAUAGUGGUAUGGCUCGUAGUAAAAAUGCUUUAUCACUUAUUAUGCUCGGAAUGUUAUCAGCCGCUGUUGUAUCUUUUCAGUGGUGGUUAUGGGGUUAUAGUCUAACAUUUGGUCCCUCCUCCAGUCAUUUUAUUGGAAAUUUAGAUCAUGCAUUAUUGUUGAAUGUAGGAUUUGAUCCACAAGCUAGUAUAACAUCUACUGUACCUGCUUUAGUAUAUGCCAUCUAUCAAUGUAUGUUUGCUGCAAUAACGCCUGCUCUCGCCAUUGGUUCAGCAGCUGAACGUGGUCGUGUAGUUCCUGCUAUUAUAUUCAUCUUUAUUUGGUCGACUAUUGUUUAUGAUGUUAUUGCUUGCUGGACUUGGAAUGUUGACGGAUGGGCAAACAAGUUGGGUACUCUUGACUUUGCUGGUGGUACUCCUGUACACAUUGCAUCCGGUACCGCAGCUCUUGCUUAUUGUAUUAUAGUCGAAUUAUCAGCAAAUACUCGCGCCGCUACUGCUUGUGUUGUUACAAAUUUGGCAGCCUCCGUUGGUGGUUUAGUAUGGGCAAUAAUGGAUUAUAGAUUAGAAAAGAAAUUAUCAGCCCUUGGUUUUUGUUCAGGUGUAGUUGCUGGUUUGGUAGCUAUCACACCUGCAUCAGGUUAUGUUGAAGCUUACUCUGGUGCUAUUUUUGGACUUUUUGCCGGUAUUUGUUGUAAUUUAGCUGUCAAAUUAAAGCAUCUUUUUGAUUUUGAUGACGCGUUAGAUGUAUUUGCUGUACACGCUGUUGGAGGUUUGGUUGGCAACAUUCUUACUGGUAUUUUUGCUAGUAGAAGAGUUUUUGCAUUAGAUGGCCUGGAUCAUCCUGGUGGUUGGAUAGACGGAAAUUGGAUCCAAAUGGGCUAUCAACUUGCUAAUUCUGGAGCUAGUAUAGUAUAUACAUUUGUGGUAACUUACAUUAUAUUAUUUGUCAUGGAUAAAAUUCCUGGACUUUCACUUCGUGCAGAUCUCGAUUCAGAAACUAAAGGUCUUGACGAAUCCGAGUUAGGAGAAUUGGCAUAUUAUCAUGUUGACAGAUUAGUUACAGUAAAUGCAAGAACUGGUGAAACUAAAACUGUUAAGGAGGAAACUAUUCAUCAACAGAAUGAUACCAAUGUUUCCAUCAUGUAG